GGCGGGACCGGGAGAACGGGGCGGCGGCGGCGGCGGCGGGAGGCGCGAUGGGCGCGCGCGGGGCGGCGGUGCUGACCGUGCUCAUGGCGGCCGCGGUGGCGGCGGCGGGGCCCGCGCUGGGGCUGCGGCUGCGGGGGCGGCACCGGGCCCCCCGCGGCGGCACCGGGGCGCUGGCGGCGGCGGCGGCGGCGGGCGGCGAGGCCUGCGGCGGCCUGCGCGGGGUCCCGGCCGCCCUCGGCAACAACACGCACCAGUGCGUCUUCGACGACCUCAGCAGCUCCGUGUCGCUGUCCUGGGUUGGUGACAGCACUGGGGUGAUCAUGAGCUUCGGGCAAUCCAAACUGUACCGGAGCGAGGACUAUGGGAAAACCUUCCUGGACAUCUCCAGCCUCAUCAACAACACCUUCAUCCGCACCGAGUUCGGUGUGGCCAUCGGGCCGGGCAACUCCGGGAAGGUGAUCCUGACGGGGGAUGUCUCCGGUGGGAGCCGUGGGGGCCGCAUCUUCCGCUCCAUGGAUUUUGCCAGGAAUUUCGUCCAGACGGAUCUGCCCUUCCAGCCACUGGUGCAGCUCAGCUACAGCCCGCGGGACCCCGACUGCCUGCUGGCGCUCAGCACCGAGAACGGGCUCUGGGUCUCCAGGGACUUCGGGCACAAGUGGGCCCUGAUCCACAGAGCCGUGUGCUUGGCCAAGUGGGGCGCCGAUGGCACCAUCUUCUUCACCACCUUCCUGAACAACUCCUGCAAAGCUGAUCUGGGCUUCCUGGAGCUCAAGAAAACCUCGGACUUCGGCUCCUCCUUCAAGGUCAUCGGCACCAGGAUCUACUCCUUCGGGCUGGGAGGACGCUUCCUCUUCGCCUCUGUCAUGACAGAGAAGGGGACCACGAGGCGCAUCCACGUCUCCCUGGACCAAGGGGAGAGCUGGAACAUGGCCCAGCUCCCCUCUGUUGGGCACGAGCAGUUUUACUCCAUCCUGGCUGCCAACGAGGACCUGGUGUUCAUGCACGUGGAUGAGCCGGGCGACACGGGGUUCGGCACCAUCUACACCUCGGACGACCGCGGCAUCGUCUACUCCAAGUCCCUGGAGCGGCACCUUUACACCACGACGGGCGGAGAGACCGACUUCACCAACGUCACCUCCCUGCGGGGCAUCUACAUCACCAGCGUCCUCUCGGAGGACAACUCCAUCCAGUCCGUGAUCACGUUUGACCGCGGGGGGCAGUGGGUGCCGCUGCGGAAGCCCAAGAACACCACGUGCGACUCCACGGCCAGGAGCAAGGACGAGUGCAGCCUCCACAUCCACGCGUCCUACAGCAUCUCCCAGAAGCUCAACGUGCCCAUGGCGCCGCUCUCGGAGCCCAACGCCGUCGGCAUCGUCAUCGCUCACGGCAGCGUGGGGGGGGCCAUCUCGGUGAUGACCCCCGACGUGUACAUCUCCGACGACGGGGGCUACACGUGGGCGCGGAUGCUGGAGGGGCCGCACCAUUACUCCAUCCUGGACUCGGGCGGCCUCAUCGUGGCCGUGGAGCACAGCAGCCAACCCGUCAACACCAUCGAGUUCUCCACGGACGAGGGGCAGUGCUGGUACCGGUACGUGUUCUCCAAGGAGCCCAUCUUCUUCACGGGGCUGGCGUCGGAGCCGGGCGCCCGCUCCAUGACCGUCAGCGUGUGGGGCUUCCGCGGCAGCUUCUUCUUCCGCAAGUGGGUCUCCUACACCAUCGACUUCAGCGAGCUGCUCAGCAGGAGCUGUGAGGACAAGGACUACACCAUCUGGCUGGCGCACUCCAGCGAGCCCGGCGAGCCCGGCGACGGCUGCAUCCUGGGCUACAAGGAGCAGUACCGGCGGCUGCGCAAGUCCUCGGUGUGCCGCAACGGCCACGACUACGUGGUCACCAAACAGCCGUCGGUGUGCCCCUGCACGCUGCAGGACUUCCUCUGUGAUUUCGGCUACUACCGCCCGGAGAACCAGUCCGUGUGCGUGGAGCAGCCAGAGCUGAAGGGCCACGACCUGGAAUUCUGCCUCUACGGCCGCCGGGAGCUGCUCAGGACCAGCGGGUACCGGAAGAUCCCCGGGGAUAAGUGCUCCGGGGGGGAGAGCCCGGCACGGGAGGAGACGGACAUGAAGAAGAAAUGCACCAGCAACCUGCUGAGCCCCGGCCAGCUGGCCGCCCCCCGCAGCCCCGCUGCCGCCGUGCUGGCCGUGGGGGCCGCGCUGCUCCUCGCCGCGGCCGGCGCCGUGCUCCUGGUCAAGAAAUACGUGUGUGGGGGCAGGUUCCUGGUGCAGCGCUACUCGGUGCUGCAGCAGCACGCGGAGGCCAACGACGUGGAGACCAUCGACGUGCUGGGCCCCCCCGCGCCCCCCAAGCCCGGCUACCACGAUGACUCCGACGAGGAUCUCUUGGAAUAGCGGCGCCGAUGCUGAGGACACCGAGCUGCUGCCCCAGGCAGGGCCCCCCCCUGCUGGGGGGGCAUUAACUGAACCCCGUUCGGGGGGGGUUGAAGCUCUUUAUUGUCCCCUUUUCUGGGCUAUUUUAUGUCAUAGGAACUGUCCCCCCCCCCCCCAGUGUCCCCAAGGAGGGGCUGGGGACAAGCUUUGGGAUGUCCCCAUUGCCGGGGGGGGGUUGCCCCCCCCCUCCCCAAAGCAAUACUGCCAGGGGGCGCCCCCAGCUUUGGGGUGGGGGUCCCCAUGGGGAGGGGUCCCCAGGGUUGGGGGGGUCACAGUUUGGGCCCCCCCCAAGCUCACAGUGGCCAAGGGAAAUGCAGCAAUAAGGAAUUGAAGCUUGAAGCAGUGAGGGACUGGGGGGGGGCUCGGUCCUGGCUGGGGGGGGGCAGGCCCAAACCUGCCCCCCCCCCCCCAACCAGGUCCCAGCACUGUGAGUCUCCUUACACUGGAUCUAUCCUUUACUGGGGAGAGUCACCCCACAAUACCCUCCCCCCAUCCAGCCCCUGGGGGGGCUUCUGUGCCCCCCCCAGCUUGGGCAGUGGGGCUACAGCAUCUGGAGGGGGGCAGCCUCCCCCCCCCGCCCCAUAGCUAUCGCGAUAGGGCCGUGUGUCAUGACAUAGAGUGACUGUGCAAAGCCUGAGGGCCCCCCCUGGUCUAACAGCCCCCCUCAAGGGAUGUGGGGGGGCCCCGGCACCUUUUGCAUGUGCUUCACCACGGGGCUGGGGCCGGGGCCGUGAGCCCCAGGUCGAAGCCAUAGCCCCGAGUGCGCCGGGGGGGGCACGGCCCCCCCAACCCCGGCCCCGUGGUGCUGGUGGUUGUCUGUAUAUUUGGGGUGUUGGAAAUAAAACCAAACCAGAGCCUGG
Molecule: messenger RNA, 3304 nt
Organism: Strigops habroptila (Kakapo)
Lineage: Eukaryota; Metazoa; Chordata; Aves; Psittaciformes; Psittacidae
Gene: SORT1
Product: sortilin 1
Exons: 20
Coding region: 48-2405 (785 amino acids)
Biological process (GO): vesicle organization; endocytosis; Golgi to endosome transport
Cellular component (GO): Golgi apparatus; membrane
Molecular function (GO): protein binding
Source: RefSeq, a predicted model, not a curated record